Drosophila suzukii is the source of this 7488-nucleotide messenger RNA. RefSeq names its product uro-adherence factor A. The record is from RefSeq and is a predicted model, not a curated record. NCBI's taxonomy places the organism in Eukaryota, Metazoa, Arthropoda, Insecta, Diptera, Drosophilidae. Gene Ontology annotation, cellular component: nucleus.
UUUGGCGGCCAGCACUAGCAAUUUGUCUGCAACUUCGCUGCGGGUAUUUUUUGUGUUUGUUGUUACAUAUAAUCCGAUCAAUUUCGAUCGUUCGUUUGGCAAAUCAGUGUCUACUGCCCCCGAUUGGUGAGAUUUUGGCCAAGAUUCGUCGAGCGUCAUCGAAACGUUGAGUUGCCUCGCUCCGCCUGUGCUUUCGGGUUUUCCGUGCCUCUUUUUUUUGGUUCGUUUUCGUUUCGUUUUCCACUUGGAUUCGCGAGGGGAUGAUGAAAAGGGGGAGGAGAGGAGACUCCCGACCGAGUGCAUCCCCCGCGUGUGCGUGUGUGUUGGUGCUUCCAAUGCAAUUGUAGCUGAGCGCGCUCAUAAAAAUCAAAAGUAUAUUUAGAUAUACAUAUGUAUAUAUAAUAAUCGGAUACGUUUUCUCAUUGCCCCACUGUGUGCGGCAGUGUGUGUGUGUGUAUUUAAAUCAGUAAUUUCGUGAGUGUGUGUGUGUGCCGAGCGCGCUGCGUUUUGUUGUUGAGUGCGAGUGAGAUAGCGGCCGGAGGAACAGAGAGAGAAACAGGAACUGCAACAAAAACACUAAGGACAACAAUAACAACAUUCGGCAGCAGCUGCAGCAGCGAUGACUUCCAGUCGCUGCAUUGGCAAAGCGCUGCCGGGAAGAGUAAUGGAAUGUCUCCUCGUCCUUGUCCGCUAGGAUCACAUCUAUCACACCGAACCCACGAACAAUCCCAGAGACAACGAAGAUCCAGGACACCUACCGACUCGGCAGAAUGCCCCGCUUCCGCAACGAGGAGCCGGAGCAGUCGCCCUACAGCGAUGGCGACGUGGUCUGGGUCAAGAUCCACAACACCGAGAUCUGGUGGCCCGGCGAAGUGACACUGUCGCAGGACUUUCGGUUCGUCAACUCCAACCGCCCGCCAUUCGCAGUUGUGGCGUUCUUCAAUGAGAAGACCUUCGAGCAAGUCAGAUCAUCGAAACUGAUUUACCCCUUUCAAUGCGCUCACAAGGAGGAGUUCAUCAAACGCGGCACCAAAAAGGCCGAUGGAAUGCACAUGGGCGACAAGUUCAGUGACGAUGUGGCGAUCGCAGAGUCGCGUUAUCGCCGUCACCAGGUCCUUGAAGGAACCGGAAGCGGAAGGGAAACAUGGGCCGAAAACGGCAUCGGCGGACCCGCCCCCCGGCCAGACAGCCUCAUCAAGGCCUUUCUCUCGAGCAGCAGCAGCAGCAGCGGCAGCGUGCACAACAGCAGUGCCCGCAGCAGCAGCGGAGUGCCUUCGCCAGCGGGUCGACAGGCGCCCACUUUUCGCAUCAUGGACAUCGGAGGCGGCGGCACGGCGCCCCCGCCCCGCGAUCGUGCCUUCGACGAGGCCGGCUACGAGUGCAACAUGUGCACCUUCCGCACCAACAGCAUGAGCGUCCUGCUCAUCCAUCGGCGUGCCCACCUGGAGUCGUCGAGCAGCUUCAGCAGCAACAGCACCACCAGCACUGCCACCAGCUCGGCAACAGGCAACUAUCCCCCACGAAAGACGCGGGCCGCGCGACGAGCCCACACCACCAACAGCACCUCCUUCCACAGGAGCUCUGUGCGCUGCCACUCGCGUCACGUGUCCAUCGUGGUGGACGCCCCGCUGACGAACGAGGAGCAGAAGAUGGUAAAGAGCAUUGCCAAGCAGACGCUGGCCAGCAUCGAGAGUGUGGUGCGCCCCGGCGAGGACAGCUCCUCGACCUCGGCCUCGGUCUUCGCCUCCCCCUCCGCCUCCAUCUCAACAAGCACCUCCAACUCGUCGUCGCCGCAGGUGCCCAUGGCGCAGACCACUCCGCGACGCAGCAAUGCGCAUCCCCGGGAUCCGCGUAGCCAGCGCUCCAACCAACUGCGAGCCACCAUGCCCGCCCCCGAGUCGCCGCCGGCCAAGCAACGCCGACUGACCCGUUCCAUGAGCCGGCGUCAGCGAGGCGCCGACUCGCCGGAGCUCCUCCUGCCACCACCGAUGCUAACCACGUCUUCGCGUCGUGGCGGAGGCAGACGAUGCACGCUGGCCGCCGCCGCCACCACGGCGAGUGACCAAGAAGUGACCCCCACGACAAGGCGGGGCAAUCCCCUGCGCAAGACGCUCACCACUACGCCAACGAGCGCCGAGAAGAGACCGCGGAGCGCAGUAGGGCGGCGCAAGCGAACGUUCUCCAGGAAUAGGGCGCCCAUAUCUGAUACGCAUUUCUCUCCGCCGAGGCUCCUUUCAUCCCCACCACCGGCCAAGCGGGCGGUAGGUGACGGAAGGAAGGAAAAGGACAAAGUGGCGGUUCUGCCUGAUCUGACUGUUCCGCCAUCCACCCCAUCCCCCGAACCGGUUUCAGAGGUUGACAUUGUGCAGCCGCCAGAGAAUCUCCGGCAUCCGCAGAGCAGCAUCGACGCCUCCAAGCAGUUGCAACUUAGCCUGAUGGCCGAGUGGGGCGACGACGAGACGGACGAGUCGCUAGAGGAACCACCGCAGCCGCAGGUUGAUGGCGAUGGCAGCAAGGUGGUGGAACCUCCGCCACCAGCAGCAGCAGCAACAAAUCAGCAAGCGGAGGAAGAGGAGGGGGAGGAGCAGGAGAAGACUGACGGCGUUGCUGCCAAGAAGCGCAUACGCAAUAUACCAAAGAAGGAUCGGCGCGACGUGGUUGUGCAGGAGUUCCACGUGGACAGCCAGCCGGAGGCCGAUGAGCCGGAGGUCGACGAGCCGAUUGUCAUCCAGGACAGCGACGCCAGCUCCAACGGCAGCGUGGUGUUUGUCGAGGACGAGCCGAGGCAGCGCGGCAGGGGUCUUCACACGCAGCCCAAUGGAAAUGGCAAUGAUAAGGCCACAUCCUCGACUAAGGCGGCCAGCAACAUCCCGUCCUGCUUUGACUUCGAGGAGGAGGAUGACCUGCAGAAAGAGCCGGAUUGGCCAGAUGGCCAGAAUGGCUUAAGCUACAGGCGUCGGACCAACACCAAUGCCAAUCGCAUCGAUGCCAACGGCAAGACCCAUUGCGAAGAGGACGUUCCUGCUAGGGAAGAGGAGGUGCGCACGAAAGAGCCCGUGACAGGGCAGGAACCCCAGGACAAUGCCACACACGAAGGUAUCUUCAAGGGCUUCGAUGAUGUCCAGGAACAGACAAUCGCAGCCGUCGAAGUUGAGGCGCAUGCCGAGCCUGAAACAGCUGUGGAGCAGGAGCAGGAGCCCGAGCCCUUGGAUGCAGUGGCGGUCGAGGAAGCAGUGCCCGAGGAAGGAGCUGAAGGCGAUAACAUGAGCCUGCCUAUCAAGGAGCGUCAAAAGCGCAUUUUCAAGUCGCGCAACAAGUCGACCGUCCUGGCAGGAGCGCAGGAGGAGGAUUUGCUGCCGGUCUCGCUGAUUGCCGGCGAUGAGGAGGUGUCCGCCCCCACCAUUCACAGCCCUCUCCAAGAGACGAACUGCGUCACCCAGCUGCUCUUCAACGGCGUCAGUAGCCGGAGGAGCAGCGCCCACAACAGCAACACGAACAGCAGCGAGGGUGCAAUGGGCAGCCUGAGCCGAAGCAGAAAGAAGCGGCGCAACAAACCCAAGACUGAAUCCUCCCGUCGCCCGCCACAGCGCCCGAGGGCCAACAUCCGACAGCAGACUCCCUCGCCGUCGCCAUUGCCUUCGCCCUUACCUGCCCACGAGGAGCUGAGCAACAACAGCAGCGGCAGCGGGAGCAGCAGCAGCAGUGGGAGCAGCAACAGCAGCAGCCACAGCAACAGCAACCACAUGUCCAGCGCCAGCUCAAGUUCGGAAUCGCACGGCAUCGGCACGCUGUCCCCGGAGCCGAGCUCCAGCAACAGCUGCUCGAUAGCCUCGAACAUCGCGGUCAUCUCGGCGGAGGAAGCCCGCGAGCUGCAACGAUCCGCCUCGGGCGCCGGCAUGAUACACGCGGCCAUUGUGGACGCUACCCAGCCGGUGCAGCGGGGCGGCGUGCUCAUCCUGGAGGACAUUCGGCUGCCAAAUUUGUACGAGCCCUUUGGCAGCCUCCAGUCCUCCGACAGCAAUGGCAGUCGGCUGCCCGAUGAGGACGACGAGCAGUCGCAGGACACGACGGAGCAUCCGGAAAAAAACGAUGAGCAAGAGGAUCAGGAGGAGGAGGAGGAGGAGAGCCACGAUGAAGAGCCAAUGCCUGAAGAUGACGCCGGAACAGUAGGGCAGCCGGCAGAAGAGGAACAGCAGGAGCAUGAGCAAGAACUGGAGCAGGAAAUGGAUCAGGAUAAGAAGUCGGAACCACAGCCGGAGCCCGAAGCGGAGAGUGACCUGGCCAACUGGUCUCCGGCUCGCCAUUCACCCGAUGUGGUGCGCAUCCUGCCGCAGGCCCGCGAGGUGCUGCUCAAGAAGCGCGAGCAGGAGCUGCUGCGCCAGUACGAGGCCGACUUGGUCAGCGGACGGAGUGCGGAGAAGUGUCGCCAGGCGCGCGCGCGCUGGAGCCGGCCCAUGCCGUCGCCCGAAGAGGAGGAAGAGGACGCACAGGAGGCAGAGAUGGAAGCAGAUACGGAAGCAGAGGUGGAAACAGAGGUGGAUGCAGAGGUGGAAGCAGAUGUGGAAGCAGAGAUGGAAGCAGCGGAGCCCGCUCCGUCGCCAAGGUCCGAGGAGGAUCAACUGGAGCUGGGCGUGGGAGAGAAAAGGAUUAGUUCGGAAGGGGAAUUGCCAUUGGCGACCGCAGAGGAGGAAUCGGGGGAGGACGAGGAGCAGCUCCAGCUGGAGGGACCAAUGGAUAGCACCGAUCUGUCCUUGGAUGAGCAGCUGGCAGCCGUCGAGCUGGUGCUGCCCGCCUCAUUAUUCCCGUGCUCACGUCGCCCCGCCAGCCACCCGCAGGUCACUCCACUGCUCCCGACUCCACUCGCCACCGGCCCAAACAAGCCCUCUCGGCAUCUCAGCUGCGCCCGAACUCUUAGCGACGCGGAUGUGGCCAAGGCCCACCAGCAACUGGUGGAUUUGCGCGAGCAGCAGCGCCUUCGCUCCUCGCCGACGUCGCCGCCCGCGGUCCUAACUCCUCCGGAGACGCUGCCGCAGGCCGGCGGGCAACGAAGACCGCGACGCCGCUCGAGGAACGCCGCCAGUGACCACGUGGAGAGCGGAUCCCGCAGCGACGUCGCCGAGGAGUCGUCGUGCGAGACGAAGGAUGAUCAGGAAUGUCCCGAGAACCCGCCUCAGCUGUGCGCUGGACGCAUCUGCGCGGUGAUGACUCGACCGAUCCCGGGCUACAGCCACACGUUCAUGCUCUGCUCGCUGAACAACAACAACUUCACGCCGCUGAACAACGUGGCCCUGUACCUGGACAACGAGAAGAACCACCUGGUGCCGGUACCGCGGGAGGCACUGCUGGAACCGCCGCGCCUGGCCGACGGCCAUCCGCUGUCCGCCGUCUUUGCGGACAUUGACUUUCUCGGCGGCGAGGCGGUGGCCCAGGUGGUGGAACCCUCGGAAACGGAGAAUGAGGCGGACCUCGACCAGGAGGAUCAGCUGUCGCCGCGGCCUCACCUGUCGCCGCAAAUGCUGCUCAGUGAGGCGGAUAACGAUGUGGAGCCGGUGGACACGAUGGGCAUUAUGACGCCACUCAGCCAGGUGGCCGAGGGAAGUGCCCUGGCUGCCGGCAGCUAUGUCAACGAGGAGGAGGAGCUGUCCCUCCACGAUGAACAGCUGCAGUCCAAUGUGCUGCAGCUGAACGUCAACGGUCACCGCCUGGAUCUGGACCCCUCGAUGCUGUUUAGCAUUGCCGAGCAGCCGGACUCGUGCAUCGAGGUGAGCGUCACCGAGACGGGAUCCGGUGGCACCAAUGUGGCAGGCGCCGGCGCGAUAAGAGCCGUGCUUCAGGCACGCGACAUCCUGCAGGCGGCGGAGGUGUACUUGCAGGAGCGUGACCUGCAGCUGGUGACCCUCGACGACGACGAUGCAGAUGGGCCAUCGGCCGGCAUGGCUGUGCCCGUCACGGAUUUGCUCUCCCAGGCGCUGGCCGGCAGUCAGGUGGUCGACGACGACUCGGACUUCGUGAACGCGGCCAACGCUGGCGUUGGCCUGCUCCACAUCGACACCCGCACCGGCGCCAGCCUCCUGCAUGUCGGCAACGAUGAGCCGGGCAGUGUGGUGUUUAUUUCGCACCCCAUGCCCCCGCAGACCGUGCACCUGACGCCGCCGAUAACGGCGCGCACCAACGAGACGAACGCGCUGCUCGACCAGACGCCGAUCAUGUCCACGCUGGAGAACCCGAGCGGCAUGCAGUUGCGCCGCGUCUCGCCGCUGGAGGGCAAUCUGGAGGAUAGCCUGGCCGUGAUUGGCGUGACGAACGGCAGCGGUGUGCCAACCUCACUGGAGCUGCCCAUCACGGUGACCAAUCCGGCCAUUGCCUCGCGGAUGGGUGCCCCCGUCACCGACAUGCUGCAAUUCGCUCCUUUUCAGUAGGCGGAGCACACAGUCCAUAAGCAAAUAAACUUGCUUCUAUUUUCGUACGGUUAAGAAACUUUUUGUUAGGAUUAGAAGAUGCAGCUUAUGCAUUUUAUUUUUUUUUUGAGCGGAGCAGUCUGUAUGACUUCUUCGUUAGUUAAAUUGACACGGAAAACGGACGACGACAUUGCGCUAAAUGGCAGUGUAGAUAUUUAGUUGCUUAAUUCACCUAAGUUAGAUCUUUGACUCCAACUAUCCCAAGCAUUGCAAAUGUAGGAUAGAAAAUACCUAUCGGAUAGAUGCGAAUAGUGGUGCAAGAAGCCACGGAACGGAACAGAAAAGAACAGAAUAUGAUAUAAUAGAAGAGAAGAGAGAGAGGAUCGAUGCCCGGCACCAAAGGAAAAACUUACGACACAUGUAUGUUACAGAGAGUAUGCAAAACAGCAUAUAGUACAAUAUGUAGGGUACACAGGAGCAGGAAGCAGGAGCACAUUUAUAUUUAAUGACCAUAAAUGACUAUACCAAUGUGUGUAAGAUAUGUCAGUCUCUAGGCUAACAGAUGAUGUAAAGAGAGAGCCCGGAAGAAUAAACCGCAACAUGUGCAACAAAGAUAUAUUUUUUUUAUUGCAACGGAUCAUAUUUAACAAACCUCGAGCAAGCGUCAAGACAAAGCUUAACUUUAAUUCAUACCAGUGACUUAUUUAAUUGACAGGUUUUAAAAUGUAUUAGCAUUUUGAAAAUAAUUUAUUACAAAAAUGUUUUUUGGCUUUAACAAAGGAUAUCCCUUUUUUUUUUUUGCAUAUUUUGUUCUCCAAUAAGCAUGUGUGCAUUUCAAACAAACGAAUCUUAGAAGAUACUGAUUAUUUUUUGAAAAUACAACCAAAUAAAAAAAAUGUAUCGAAAAAUAACAUUUUACAUUUAUUGUCGAUUGAAAGUGUAAAAUGAAUAACAUAAACCCUGUAAAAAUCGUAGAGCAUAGACCCUGAAAUCCGUGGGUAGUUCAAUCGAAAUCAUUUUUCAAAAACUGUCGAUUCUGAAAAUAUAUUUUGCGAAUUUUGUGAAUUACAAAUAAAAUGCGAUUUCUGUA